CGUGAGACUUCGUCACCCCAGCGGGAAGACCGCAAACGACUCACUAAUGAGGUAUCUACCAAGAUAUAGGUAGCAUCUUCUGGGCGUCGAGAACUAAAGCCUUUUAACCACGCAUCUUCUCACUUUUGAUUCUAUGGAUCUGGUCCUGCUGAUAAAUGACUUGAAGAAGGGGAAUUUCUUCCAGAACAGAACAACAUAAAUCCAGGAGCUGCAAUCUGUUCCUUGACCCAUUAGCAACCGUCAUAAGUGCUUAAGAUACCUACCCAAGUAAUCGCAGGAUUUGAAUGUGAAACAUGACUACGACUACGGUGACCGGCAUCGGAAGGCGCUCAUCCAUACGACAGCCAGAAAUUCAACAGCCAGCAAAAGCACCCAAUUCUCAGUCGGUGACGAGCCCGAUAGAUCAAUUUCCACCAUUUGACGAGGGCCUCUACCAAAAGACAACAGAGUCGGGAGAGCCCAAGUCGAAUCCCACAUCAAAACAUGAGCUGAGUGAUCAUUGGCAGCCGCGAAAGGCAGGCUAUCUGCCUCGAGACUAUACCAAAGCACCAAUCCGACCUCCGAAACACAAGUCGAGAAAAAGCAUUAGUGAAGCAAUUACCACGAUUAGAACACGCAACGCCAGCGUUAGUGCCAAUGCUCAGGAAUUGGCUCAAGCGCUGCGAGCGCCGGUCUCGUAUCGAUUAAUAAUACUUUGCCUUAUAUGGUAUAUGACCUCUGCUACUACGAACACUUCUUCCAAAUCCAUUUUGAAUGCUCUUCCCAAACCGAUUACUCUCACGGUCGUACAGUUUGCAUUUGUCUCAAUAUGGUGUCUAUUGUUGGCAUAUCUGUCGGCGAUCUUCCCCUGGCUAAAGAACAAUGUUCCGGCUCUCAGGAAUGGCAUACGCUACCCAUCCCGCGAUGUUAUCCUCAAUGGCUACUUCUCAGAUACCAGUAUCACUGGUACACACCAUCAAAGGCCUCUCGCCCUUUUUACCGUUUUAGCAUAUCGAGUGUUCUUUCGCAUUCGAUAUGCCAAAGCCACUUAUCUAUCUCUUGUUCCGUUGACCCUAGGUGUCAUGCUCGCCUGUUCUACUGGGUUUUCGACAAAUUUCUUUGGCAUCCUUUGCGCAUUACUAGCGGCAUUGGUUUUCGUCUCUCAAAAUAUCUUUUCUAAAAAGCUGUUCAACGAAGCUUCCCGCGCAGAGUCGGAACCUCAGGCAAGCGGUCGAAAGAAGUUGGACAAACUAAAUCUCCUCUGUUAUUGCUCCGGCCUCGCCUUCAUCCUCACGUUGCCAAUUUGGUUUAUCAGCGAAGGUUAUCGAUUGAUCUCAGAUCUCAUGCAAGAUGGUGCCAUCUCUUUAGCAGAGAAAGACAACUCUUUGGAUCACGGUGCGCUCUUCGUGGAAUUCGUAUUCAACGGGAUCUCACACUUUGCGCAAAAUAUUCUGGCGUUUGUUCUGCUAUCAAUGAUAUCCCCAGUGUCUUAUUCCGUUGCUUCUCUGGUCAAGAGAGUCUUCGUCAUCGUCGUUGCGAUCGUAUGGUUUGGCAGCUCCACAACUAGUUUACAAGCUUUCGGUAUCGCACUCACCUUCGUUGGGCUGUAUCUCUAUGAUCGCAAUAGUCAUGACGAUGUGGCAGACCGAAGAGCAAACGCCGAUCAUUUUCGCACCAAAGAAACCAUUCUUCCCUUAAGUGUUCAAACAAAGAGAACGUGGGAUUCGAAUGGCUACGCCUUUCCGCCUUCGAGAACCGGUGAAACUCACUUUAUGGACAGCUCUGCUGCUUUGGCAGCGAACUCGAAAAAAGAAGACGGCGCAUUCGAUCAUGUUCGGCCGAGGGGAAGUAGCACGUCCAGGACAUGGCUACCACCUGGUACAAAACAAGAGUCAACUUGGCAAUCAGGCGACGCGUAGUAGCAUGCGAAAUGUACAUUAUAGAUCAUGGAUAUGUUUUUGUUUUUUCAUCGAUGUGUAGUUUUUGAUUGCACAUAAUCCG
This is a messenger RNA of Aspergillus novofumigatus IBT 16806, 1980 nucleotides long. Its product is annotated as putative ER to Golgi transport protein (Sly41). The coding region runs from base 294 to 1898 and encodes 534 amino acids. Gene Ontology annotation, molecular function: antiporter activity; phosphoenolpyruvate transmembrane transporter activity. The record is from RefSeq and is a predicted model, not a curated record. NCBI's taxonomy places the organism in Eukaryota, Fungi, Ascomycota, Eurotiomycetes, Eurotiales, Aspergillaceae. Gene Ontology annotation, biological process: phosphoenolpyruvate transmembrane import into Golgi lumen. The transcript has 4 exons. Gene Ontology annotation, cellular component: Golgi apparatus; endoplasmic reticulum.